AUGCCAGAAGAUUAUGAGAAAUAUAGAAUGGGUAGUUCAAAUGAAUCCCAUCAAAAACUGGUACAACCAAUAUCAUCAUCAAUCAGUAAAUCAAACAAAAAAACUAAACAUCAAACUGAUUUUGUUCAAGAUUCAGAUAUAAUAGAAGCUUCAAGUAUAAAUGAUGAAUUUGGUGAAGUCAAAAGAGAUUUAAAAGCCAGACACGUUUCUAUGAUUGCCAUUGGUGGUACUAUAGGUACAGGGUUAUUUAUAUCUACAGGUUCAUUACUUCAUACCACUGGUCCAGUAAUGUCAUUAAUUUCAUUUUUAUUCGUCACAACAAUUUGUUUUUCCGUCACACAAUCUCUUGGUGAAAUGGCUACUUACAUCCCUAUUUCUGGUUCUUUUGCUCAAUUCGUCACUCGUUGGGUCUCCAAGAGUUGUGGUGCUGCUAAUGGUUGGUUAUAUUGGUUCUCAUGGGCUGUCACUUUUGGUUUAGAAUUAUCUGUUGUUGGUCAAGUUAUUCAAUUCUGGACUGAUGCCGUGCCCUUAGCAGCUUGGAUUUCUAUAUUUUUCGUUAUUUUGACAAUUUUCAAUUUUUUCCCUGUGAAAUUUUAUGGGGAAGUGGAAUUUUGGAUUGCUUCGAUUAAAAUUAUUGCCGUUUUCGGUUGGAUCAUUUAUGCUUUCAUCAUGGUUUGUGGUGCUGGUAAAACCGGUCCUGUCGGAUUCCGUUAUUGGAGAAACGGUUAUGCUUGGGGUGAUGGUAUUUUAGUUAACAAUAAUGGUAAAUAUGUUGCUGCAUUUGUUAGUGGGCUUAUUAACUCCAUUUUCACUUUCCAAGGUACUGAAUUAGUUGCUGUUACCGCCGGUGAAGCUUCUCCAAGAGCUCUUAGAAGUGCUAUUAGAAAAGUUAUGUUCAGAAUUUUGGUAUUCUACGUUUUGUGUAUGCUUUUCAUGGGUCUUUUAGUGCCUUACAACGAUCCAAAACUUACUCAAGAUGGUGGUUUUACAAGAAAUUCUCCAUUCCUUAUUGCUAUGGAAAAUUCCGGUACUAAAGUCUUACCACACAUUUUCAAUGCCGUCAUUGUCACAACCAUUAUCUCAGCUGGUAACUCAAACAUCUAUUCUGGAUCACGUAUCCUCUAUGGUUUAGCUCAAGCUGGUGUUGCUCCUAAAUUUUUCCUUAGAACCAAUAAAGGUGGUGUUCCAUUCUUUGCCGUUGCCUUUACUGCUGCAUUUGGUGCAUUAGGUUACUUGGCCUGUUCCAGUCAAGGUAACAAAGCUUUCACUUGGCUUUUGAAUAUUACUGCAACCGCAGGGUUAAUCUCAUGGGGAUUCAUUUCCGUAAGUCACAUUAGAUUUAUGAAAACUCUUCAAAGAAGGGGUAUCAGCAGAGAUACCCUACCUUUCAAAGCUUUCUUUAUGCCAUUUAGUGCUUACUAUGGUAUGGUUGUUUGUUUCAUUGUGGUUUUAAUUCAAGGUUUUACCGUGUUUUGGGAUUUCAAUGCUAGUGAUUUUUUCACUGCUUAUAUUUCUGUUAUAUUAUUCGUUGUUCUUUGGGUUGGAUUCCACUUUUUCUUUUAUGGAUUCGGGAAAGAUUCUUUUAAAAUGAGCAAUAUUUUGGUUCCAUUGGAUGAAUGUGAUAUUGAUUCUGGUGUUAGAGAUAUUAAUGAUGCAGAAUUUGAUAUUCCACCACCAAAGAAUGCAUGGGAUAAAUUCUGGGCUAUUGUUGCAUAA
This is a messenger RNA of Candida albicans SC5314, 1716 nucleotides long. It is a transcript of the gene CAN1, whose product is annotated as Can1p. Gene Ontology annotation, cellular component: membrane. The record is from RefSeq and is a predicted model, not a curated record. The coding region runs from base 1 to 1716 and encodes 571 amino acids. The transcript has a single exon. Lineage: Eukaryota; Fungi; Ascomycota; Pichiomycetes; Serinales; Debaryomycetaceae. Gene Ontology annotation, biological process: amino acid transmembrane transport. Gene Ontology annotation, molecular function: amino acid transmembrane transporter activity.